CGAAAAGGGAACAGAGAAGGGGUGUGAGACAGGCUGGAGAUGGGCCCUGGCAGAGACAGCAUGUCCCAGAGCUGCCUGACAGCUCCCAGCCUGGCAGCAUGGGACACAUAAUUUGGGGGACAGGGAGGCUGCUCCAGCACCUCUGCAGAGGCAGUGGGCAGCUGGGUCACAUCAGGGCUUAGCAGGGCAGUGCAUGCAAUAGGGACAGCAUGAGAUGAGAUGGGGUAGCAGUGAGCCCAGGGCUUCAUGCUGGCAUUGCCAACACACCAAAGAGCUUCUCUUACCUGACACCAAGUGACUUAGGAAGCAGGUUGUGGAGACAGAGAGAGAGAGAGAGAGAAUUUAGCAAGGGAAUAGCAAGGGGGCAGAGGGCCUUUCCCUUCCGCUUAGCCUCCCAUAGCACUGCAAGGGCCUGCAGGCAGAUGGGCCAUGCAGGGGUUUGGCUGGGCAUGUCCUCCUGUGUGUGUGGGGAAAGGGGACUGGGUGUGUCUGUGGCAGUGGGUAAUUUCCGAGGAUGGGGGCAGGAGGGGGGGGGAAGGGGUUUCUCUGCAGUCACACCCCACCUCUGAGCUACGCUGCUUUCUCCCACAGGUCUUCCCAGCAGAAAUCAUCACAGCUGUGGGUGUUGCCCCUAGGAGAGCCAGUUUAGCCCCUUCAUUGUUGCCCCUGUGCCAGAGGAGCUCUCUGUGGGACAGCUCCAAUGGGCCGCUGGGUGAGCCUUGUGCUGAGCCAGUGCCUCAGUGCCCAUCAGCAUUUUGUGCCAAUCAGUCUGUCCCUGCAUCCCAUGUGCGGAGGGAUGGUGUCCUUUGUGCUGGGGGGAUGCACCGGGACAGAGCCAGCCACCUCUGCACUCCAUGGAGACAGAGAGGAAGGGUCCCCAGUCCCAGUCCCAACCCCAUGGAAGGCCAGGCAGACCCUUUCCUCCACAGCUUCCAGCCCUGCAGCCCCACCAGGCAAUGAGGUCCUUGCCUGCACCAUCUACAGGCCCUGGUUCUCACUCUACAGCUACUUCAUGAGCACCAAAGAAGCCACCCAGCAGCACCUGGGAAGCCUUUCCUCCAGCACCCAGGAGUCUGAGGAGCCUGACAACCUCUCAGAGACUGUCUGCUCCUUCUCUAACUCCUUGGAUGAGACUCAACCCUGGGAGAGUGGCCGAUUGGCCAGCAGCAGUGUCAGCAUCACAGUUGGCGACAUCCUCACUGUUUCCCAGUGGCAGCCAGUGCCCCAGCAUGGCUACUGGUGUGUGUCAUGCUGCCACCUCUUCCCUACGCUGUGGUUGAUCAAGACCCACAUCCAGCACAGCUUUCAGGAGGGCUACAGCUGCAAGGUGUAGUACCGAAGGCUCAAGGUCCUGCGGGAGAAGGAGGAGAAGGAGCAGAAGGCUCCAGCCCCUGGGGUGCUCUCCCAUAUAGCUCUCCACUAGCCAGGCAGCUGCCACGGGAGGGCACUGUUCCAUCACUCCAGCCAGGGGCAGAAUAAACUGUUUCAGGAGCAUCUGGCCCCGUAUUCCUGUUGCUCUUGCCUACACUACACUUCUGUCAUCCUUUUAAGAGAGGAUUUUUCCCAAUUUACAUUUCUUAGCAGCCAAACAUCUUCCAAGCCCCUAAAAGCACUGCUUAGCACCUCUACAUCACCAUGGGGUACUCUGCAGAUGCUGGGAACCUCCCAGCACCCUCGAGCUGCUGGGUCAGCCCCAAGAUAAGCCUGUCCUGUGCAGUGGCUGAAAGGGAAGGCUAAACGCCCCCUACUCCCAACAACAUUCAGGGCACCUUGCUCUCAUGGGCAUCCUGCAGCUCGCACUGCAAACAAGGGUCCUGCAGGUGAGGAUGCUUAGGUUGGAGAGGGUGCAAGGCCAAGGGGUGCCACUGCCAAUGCUGG
Cuculus canorus (common cuckoo) is the source of this 1878-nucleotide messenger RNA. RefSeq names its product spermatogenesis associated 46 (gene SPATA46). The record is from RefSeq and is a predicted model, not a curated record. Gene Ontology annotation, cellular component: nuclear membrane. Lineage: Eukaryota; Metazoa; Chordata; Aves; Cuculiformes; Cuculidae. Gene Ontology annotation, biological process: fertilization.